AUGAGAAGAAAAGAAUACUCCAGCAAUGGUACUACUGUUGCGGUAGUCGUGGUGGUGCUACUCAUCAUUACUGAAUUUGGAGGUUCUUAUGCCUGCAUUCAACUAGAAAGAGAGGCUCUCCUCAAUUUCAAAAGAAGUUUGAGCUUUUUUGAUGAGACGCCACUACUUCCAUCUUGGGAAGUAGAUGGUGAUUGCUGUGAAUGGCAAGGCAUAGCCUGCAAUAAUGUCACUGGACAUAUUGUUAUGCUUGAUCUCAACGAUCUCUGUUCUCCAUUCAUCGUUGAAUCAAUCAUAGAACAACCGUCUAGUUACAGCGAUGAUUGUCCCCAUCUGGCAUAUACUUUCAUGGAUGUUACUCUAUAUCUGUCACAGCUCCAACAUUUGACUUAUUUGAAUCUUUCUGGAGUUGUCAUCCAAGGGGCUCUAGCAUUUCUUGGUUUUAUGCAAAGCCUACGCAGUCUUUCUCUACGAGGAGACUAUGUUUAUCAACCAUUGACCAUUCCCAGCAGCAGUAUUGGAAACCUUGCCAACUUGCGUGCUCUUUAUCUCCAACGCCUCACUCUCACCAACGUUACUGACAGUAGUUGGCUUUCUUCACUUUCCUCAUUGCAAUACCUUGGCUUGUAUGAUGUAGAUCUUUCCAUGGCUGAAGCUCACCAUCUGUUUAAGGUACUUAACACGCCUUCUCUGUUAGAGUUACACCUAUCUGGUUGUAGACUUGGACAAGUGUCGUCAUCACUUGUUUCUGAUCAUAUUUUUCCUCUCACAAAUCUCACUCGUCUCCAACUCCUCAAUCUUGCAUGGAAUGACCUUAGCCAAGAUUCACCAAUCCUAAAUGCUUUUCAGAACACCACUUCCAUCAAAGUCCUUGACAUCUCACAAAACCUUUUAAGCUCUGUGCCGCCAUGGUUAGCCAAGCUUCAUAAUCUUCUCAAGUUGGAUUUGUCUUCCACCGAUAUUACAGUUCUUGAUCCUUUGAGAAAUCUGACCUCCAUUAAAUACCUUCUGCUUUCUCAUAAUAAGAAUUUAGCUUCACUUCCACUAUGGUUUUCUCAUUUUGAUAACCUUCAAGUACUAUCCCUUGGGGGAUGUGGUUUUUCUGGUCAAUUUCCUUCUACUCUUCAGAACUUGACUUCCAUUAGGGUCCUGAACCUCAAUGAAAACAAUCUGAAUUCAAUAACACCGUUGUGGUGGGGGAAGUUUGAAAACCUUGUUUUCUUAAGUCUUUCGAGUAAUCUGUUUUAUGGUCCAGUUCCUUAUACUUUGCGAAAUUUGACUCAUCUCACUUAUCUUAGCCUUUCCAACAACAACUUGAAGUCACUUCCAUCAUGGUUAGGCGAGUUAAAGAGUCUUGUCCAUCUUGAUCUUUCAAUGAAUAAUUUCACUACAGUGGAAGAGGAUUUUCUAUCAUCAAUUUUGAGCAAUUUAUGUCAGCUAAAAGAAUUUAAUCUGUCUCAAAGCAAUUUCCAAGGGUUUGCUUUCAAAAACAAAGGAACUCUAUCUGGCUGUAAUAGCUAUGCUUUAGAGUACCUGAAUUUGAAUGACAAUGAAUUUGAUGGUCUUUUGCCCAAUUGGUUGGAACAAUUUAAAAAUUUAAAGUACCUUCAUUUGAUGUCAAAUUCAUUCUCCGGCCCAAUUCCUCUCUUUAUUGGAGAUUUGGCAAAAUUGACAGAGUUAGAUCUUGGAGAUAACAUGUUAAAUGGAUCAAUACCCCGCAGUCUUGGAAAACUUGUGAAUCUCCGAAACCUGAAUCUUUCUUCUAAUAAUUUUAGUGGUGUUAUUCCUCAAAGUCUGGGUCAACUCAAGAAUCUGCGAUGGCUUGAUCUUUCUUCUAAUCAUUUUUGUGGUGUUGUUUCUCAAAGUCUGAGUCAACUCAAGAAUCUGCAUUGGCUUGAUCUUUCUUCUAAUCAUUUUAUUGGUGUUGUUCCUGAAAGCCUCGGUCAACUCAAGAAUCUGAAAUGGCUUGAUCUUUCUUCUAACUACUUGCAUGGCACAAUUAAUGGAUUAAUAAAUUCGUGGUCCCAGCUCAUCAGCCUCUUCCACUUUGAUCUCUCCAAUAAUAAAAUAAUUGGAUCAAUUCCUGAAAACCUUCAUGUUAUAAUGCCCUUUUUGAGAUCCUUGAUUCUUCGCAACAACCUCUUAAAUGGUUCAUUGCCAAGUUCAUUGGACAAACUUAAAUACUUGUACAGUUUUGAUGUUUCCAACAAUAAGUUAUCAGGCAAAAUUCCAAGCACAUUAUGGAAUCUAUCAUUGGGAUGGCUGCGUUUGAAUAACAAUAGCUUUCAAGGAAAACUUCCUUCAUCCUUGACAAACAUGAAAGAAUUGAGAUUAUUAGAUCUUGGGGAGAAUAGACUAUCAGGUUUCAUACCUUUUUGGAAUGGCAAUGAACUUCCCGACUUACAAAUUCUUAGGCUGAGGAAAAAUUUGCUACAUGGUGUCAUUCCUUCAAGUCUCUGUCAAUUUGUUGAAUUGCAAAUCUUGGACCUUGCUGAAAAUCACUUAGUUGGCCCAAUUCCUCGUUGCAUUAGCAAUAUUACAAGAAUGACUUCGGCAAAUACUCUUUCGUUUUGGGAGGAAUUAAAUCCAUGGGACAAUGAGGAUCUAAAGCAAGUCAUCAAAGGAAGAGAACUUGAUUACAUUAGAAACUUAAAAUAUGUGAUCAACUUGGACUUAUCAAAUAAUUUCUUGUCUGGAUCAAUUCCUAUUGGAAUAUCUUCCCUCAGAGGAUUGAUUGGACUCAAUUUUUCCUACAAUAAUUUGUCUGGCGUGAUUCCUGAAAUGAUUGGAGACAUGAGAUCAUUAGAAUCUCUUGACUUAUCACAUAAUCAUCUCUGUGGUACUAUUCCAAGAGGCAUGAUUGACUUAUAUUCUCUAAGUCACUUGAAUUUAUCAUACAACAACCUUUCAGGACCAAUUCCUGUUGAAAACCAAUUUCAGACCUUUAACGAUCCACUCAGUUACACUGGUAACCAAUAUCUCUGUGGAGCUCCACUCCCAAAACAUUGUCCCGGUGAUGGUCCUCAUCAUGUUCCUAACAUUGAAAACUAUGAAGAUGAAGACAGGGAAAAUGACAAGUUAGACAAAGUGUUGUUUUACUCAAUCACAUCCAUUGGCUUUGCAACUGGUUUCUGGGGAAUUGUUGGGUUUUUGUAUUUCAAAAAGAAUUGGAGGUAUGUUUGCUUUGGAUAUGUGGAGAAGGUUGCUGACAGGAUCUAUGUUGCAGUAGUCUUAAAAGUAGUCAAAUUGAAGAAAAUGAUGCAGAGAAAGUAGUCAUGUUUGUAAAUUUGAAGAUUGAUUUUCACACCCUCAUUGGCCUCAUCCA
Messenger RNA from Arachis duranensis, 3322 nucleotides. RefSeq names its product receptor-like protein EIX2. The record is from RefSeq and is a predicted model, not a curated record. Gene Ontology annotation, molecular function: protein binding. Bases 1 to 3270 code for a protein of 1089 amino acids. The transcript has a single exon. Lineage: Eukaryota; Viridiplantae; Streptophyta; Magnoliopsida; Fabales; Fabaceae.